Molecule: messenger RNA, 912 nt
Organism: Solanum tuberosum (potato)
Lineage: Eukaryota; Viridiplantae; Streptophyta; Magnoliopsida; Solanales; Solanaceae
Product: endonuclease
Biological process (GO): DNA catabolic process
Molecular function (GO): endonuclease activity; nucleic acid binding
Source: RefSeq, marked provisional
AGGAUGUUGAGGUUAACUUCAUUAAGCAUUAUUUUCUUUCUCUGUCUUGCUUUUAUCAACCAUCAUGGUGCUGAAGCAUGGAGCAAAGAGGGGCAUAUGAUGACAUGUCGCAUCGCGCAGGGCUUGUUGAAUGAUGAGGCAGCUCAUGCAGUCAAGAUGUUGUUGCCGGAAUAUGUUAACGGCGACUUAUCGGCCCUCUGUGUGUGGCCGGAUCAAGUCCGGCACUGGUAUAAGUAUAAAUGGACAAGCCCUCUACACUUCAUUGAUACACCAGAUAAAGCUUGCAACUUUGAUUAUGAAAGGGACUGUCAUGAUCAACAUGGAGUGAAGGAUAUGUGUGUUGCUGGUGCAAUUCAGAACUUUACUACUCAACUCUCUCAUUACAGAGAGGGAACUUCUGAUCGUCGAUAUAAUAUGACAGAGGCCUUGCUGUUCUUGUCACAUUUUAUGGGAGAUAUCCAUCAACCAAUGCAUGUUGGCUUUACAAGUGAUGCUGGAGGAAAUAGUAUUGAUUUACGCUGGUUUAGGCAUAAAUCGAACUUGCACCAUGUGUGGGAUAGGGAGAUAAUUCUAACAGCUGCUAAAGACUACUAUGCAAAGGAUGUAAACCUCCUUGAAGAAGACAUUGAAGGAAACUUCACUGACGGAAUUUGGUCUGAUGAUCUUGCUUCUUGGAGAGAAUGUGGCAAUGUCUUUUCUUGUGUAAACAAGUUUGCAACGGAAAGUAUAAAUAUAGCAUGCAAAUGGGGAUACAAAAGUGUUGAAGCUGGUGAAACUUUAUCAGAUGAUUAUUUCAAUUCAAGACUUCCAAUAGUGAUGAAACGAGUAGCACAAGGUGGAAUACGAUUAGCCAUGCUUUUAAACAACGUUUUUGGAGUUUCUCAACAAGAAGAUUCAGUUGCUGCAACUUAA